This is a messenger RNA of Gavialis gangeticus (Gharial), 5145 nucleotides long. It is a transcript of the gene TLL1, whose product is annotated as tolloid like 1. Gene Ontology annotation, molecular function: calcium ion binding; zinc ion binding; metalloendopeptidase activity. The record is from RefSeq and is a predicted model, not a curated record. The coding region runs from base 99 to 3236 and encodes 1045 amino acids. Gene Ontology annotation, biological process: proteolysis. Lineage: Eukaryota; Metazoa; Chordata; Crocodylia; Gavialidae. The transcript is spliced from 22 exons.
GAGGCAGCCGCCCUCCCCCGGUGCCACCCCGCGGAGCGCGGCUACCUCCCGGGGCCGGAGGAGCCCCGCCGCAUCCCCGCGCCCCGCGGAGCAUCAACAUGCUGGGCUGGCGGGUGGCCCUGUGGCUGGCCGGCUGGACGGCGUGCGCCCGGGAGCUGCCCCCCGACUACGACUACCCGUACGGGCUGAGCGAGGAGGACCCCGCCGAGGGGAUCGAUUACAAGGACCCUUGUAAAGCCGCUGUCUUUUGGGGAGAUAUUGCCUUAGAUGAUGAAGACUUAAAAAUCUUUCAAAUUGACAGGACAAUUGACCUUACGCAGCAUUCAAAUGAAAGACUUAGACAUAACACAGGUGGCUUUGGAGAGCGUGGGAUGUCAAAAAAACGAGGUGCCCUUUAUCAGCUUAUAGACAGGAUAAGAAGAUUUGGCUCUGGCUUUGAGCAAAAUAAUACAAGUAAGGCAAGAGCAAAUGUAAAUUUUUCAGGAAAAAAUGAGAAAAAUCGAUAUCCCAGGGCUGCUACAUCACGGACAGAGAGAAUAUGGCCAGGAGGUGUCAUUCCAUAUCUAAUUGGUGGAAAUUUUACUGGCAGCCAGCGAGCAAUGUUCAAACAGGCAAUGCGACACUGGGAAAAACACACGUGUGUUACAUUUAUUGAACGCAGUGAUGAAGAAAGCUACAUUGUAUUUACAUACAGACCUUGCGGGUGCUGUUCCUACGUGGGUCGAAGGGGUAAUGGCCCCCAGGCUAUAUCAAUUGGCAAGAACUGUGAUAAAUUUGGAAUAGUUGUUCAUGAACUGGGUCAUGUGAUAGGCUUCUGGCACGAACAUACACGACCUGACCGAGAUGACCAUGUAACCAUCAUUAGAGAAAACAUUCAGCCAGGUCAGGAAUACAACUUCCUGAAGAUGGAGCCAGGAGAGGUUAACUCCCUUGGGGAACCCUAUGAUUUUGACAGCAUUAUGCACUAUGCAAGGAACACUUUCUCAAGGGGCAUGUUUCUGGAUACUAUUCUUCCUUCCCGUGAUGAUAAUGGUAUACGACCUGCCAUUGGUCAGCGUACUCGUCUAAGUAAAGGAGAUAUUGCACAGGCAAGAAAGCUGUAUAGAUGUCCAGCAUGUGGAGAAACUCUGCAAGAAUCUACAGGCAACUUUUCAUCUCCAGGAUUUCCAAAUGGUUAUCCUUCCUAUACCCACUGUAUAUGGAGAAUCUCUGUAACUCCAGGGGAGAAGAUUGUGUUAAACUUUACUACAAUGGACCUGUACAAGAGCAGUCUCUGCUGGUAUGACUAUAUUGAAGUAAGAGAUGGCUACUGGAGAAAAUCACCUCUGCUCGGUAGGUUCUGUGGUGAUAAACUGCCUGAAGUCCUUGCAUCUACUGACAGCAGGAUGUGGAUAGAAUUUCGUAGCAGCAGUAAUUGGGUAGGAAAAGGUUUUGCAGCAGUUUAUGAAGCAAUUUGUGGAGGUGAGAUCCACAGAAAUGAAGGCCAGAUCCAGUCUCCUAAUUAUCCUGAUGACUACAGACCAAUGAAGGAAUGUGUGUGGAAAAUAACCGUGUCAGAGAACUACAAUGUCGGAUUAACCUUCCAGGCAUUUGAGAUUGAAAGACAUGACAACUGUGCUUAUGACUACUUAGAAGUUCGAGAUGGAACCAGUGAAAAUAGUCCUUUGAUUGGCCAUUUCUGUGGCUAUGAUAAGCCAGAUGAUAUUAGAUCUACCUCCAAUACCCUGUGGAUGAAGUUUGUUUCUGAUGGAACUGUUAACAAAGCAGGGUUUGCUGCUAACUUUUUUAAAGAGGAAGAUGAAUGUGCCAAACCUGACAAUGGAGGCUGUGAACAGCGAUGUGUGAAUACUCUGGGCAGCUAUCAGUGUGCUUGUGAUCCUGGGUAUGAACUUGCACCUGAUAAAAAGAGUUGUGAAGCUGCCUGUGGAGGGCUUUUGACAAAGCUAAAUGGAACUAUAACCACACCAGGGUGGCCCAAAGAAUAUCCUCCAAACAAAAACUGUGUGUGGCAGGUGGUUGCUCCCACUCAAUACAGAAUUUCAAUGAAGUUUGAGUUUUUCGAAUUAGAAGGGAAUGAAGUUUGCAAAUAUGAUUAUGUGGAGAUCCGUAGUGGCCUUUCUUCUGAUUCUAAACUGCAUGGUAAAUUUUGUGGUACAGAAGUGCCUGAAGUGAUCACAUCACAGUACAACAACAUGAGAAUUGAGUUCAGAUCUGACAACACUGUCUCAAAGAAAGGCUUCAAGGCCCAUUUCUUUUCAGACAAGAAAGCUUCCUGCAAAGAGAAAAUUUUUGUUUUUGAAUCAUGCAAGAACUUGAUACAGGUUGUUUCUUCAGGCCGAGUACGUAUUAUUCACAGACUGGUGGCCUCUGAGAGUCUCAGAGACAAGGACGAGUGUUCUAAGGACAAUGGUGGCUGCCAGCAUGAAUGCAUCAACACUGUAGGAAGCUAUGUUUGUCAGUGCCGCAAUGGAUUUGUGCUACAUGAAAAUAAACACGAUUGCAAAGAAGCUGAGUGUGAACAGAAGAUCCAUAGUCCAAAUGGAAUCAUCACAAGUCCUAACUGGCCAGACAAGUAUCCAAGUAGGAAGGAAUGCACAUGGGAAAUCAGUGCUACUCCUGGUUACAGAGUGAAAUUAACCUUUAAUGAGUUUGAGAUAGAGCAGCAUCAGGAAUGUGCUUAUGACCACUUGGAAGUGUUUGAUGGAGAAACUGAAAAGUCACCAAUUCUGGGACGUUUAUGUGGCAAUAAGAUACCAGAUCCUCUCAUUGCUACUGGAAACAAAAUGUUCCUUCGGUUUGUUUCUGAUGCAUCAGUACAGAGAAAAGGCUUCCAAGCCACACACUCUACAGAGUGUGGUGGUCGACUGAAAGCUGAAACCAAGCCUAGAGAUCUGUACUCUCAUGCACAGUUUGGUGAUAAUAAUUAUCCAGUUCAAGUGGAUUGUGAGUGGCUGCUGGUGUCAGAACGUGGCUAUCGAGUAGAGUUAACUUUUCAGACUUUUGAAGUAGAAGAAGAGGCAGACUGUGGUUAUGACUAUGUUGAACUCUUUGAUGGCCAUGAUACAACAGCUAUGAGACUCGGUCGAUUUUGUGGAUCUGGGCCCCCAGAAGAAAUUUAUUCAGCCGGGGAUGCUGUUUUACUCCACUUUCAUACGGAUGAUACAAUCAACAAGAAAGGAUUUCAUAUACGAUACAAAAGUAUAAAAUACCAAGAUAGCAUUCACAUCAAAAAAUAAUGCAGGAUCCUAAUUUCCAGAAAAUAAGACAGGAAGAGAGAACACAUAAUAGAAAAAAGGAAAACGUGUAUGUUUGUUUAGUUUGUUUUUGAUGGAAUUUAUCAGUACAAACAUUUUAUAUUACGUGAGUUCAGUUGAAAGGAAAUCUUAUGAGACCAGAAACAUCUCAGUUCACAAAGAAAUGUUCAGCUAUCCCAGUGGAAUGGACAUGAUGACAAUGUGUGGAAUCCAUCCUUGACUGUCUCUACAAAGCUGAUGAAAGGGCACUGCAUCCUUGCAGGGAGACUAUAAAAGCUUUUGUUCAUAGUUUGACAUUUGUCAUAGAUACCUGUAGAGUCAAUCAGCCAAAUUCAGGGGAAGUGACCCUGCAGACUGCUCUUCAUUCUGACAAUUGUCUGAUGUCUAGAAGACAAAGAAGCUCCUUCAGGUCACAUACUCAAAAUGCUGUCUUUAUAUCUUACACUAAUUGCUGUGGCUUUGUAUCUAAGAUACAGUGCAUGCAAAGACAAAAAAAACGAAGCUAUGAAAUGGGAGGCUCUUCUGAAGUUGGUCUGUAAAUUUUAGGAAUUCAUUUGUCCUAUCAGUCUGUUGAAACUGGAAAACUCGUAUCUCUGAAACAUAAUUGAUCUUUAGAACAUUUUUGUGUUAACACCUUUAAAUGUCUGAAAGUUUGUAUACGUCAUCAUAUUAUACUUGGAAUUUGGAUAGCAUAAAGGGAUGAAAGUAUUGGGUUUAUUAAUUAAGUAUGGUAUAUCUGAUGAUGUGCUCUUAUCUUGCACUGAACCUAAAAAGAGACUGAGUUCAUAUUUUAUCAGCCUGUUAUAUAACAAAAUACUUGUCCAUUGGGAAACAGAAAUAAUUGUGAUUGGAGUCAUCUGAAACUCCACUUACUGAUUUUAUUUUCAGUUGUAAAAUUGAAACUGCUGCUAACCUAUAUUUCUUUGGGCCAGUUUAUGAAGGAGCUAUACCUCUGUUUCAGCUGAUAAGAAAUGAAAGGCUUCCUAAACAGUUGAGAGAAUAGGAGCAUUUGUUUUCUGGGAAUAAGAGUUUCUGUGAUGGCAAAAAACCCCAUAAAAACAAAACAAAAACCCAGGAUGUGUCGUUGAAAGAUAAUUUCUAUGGUGCUAUUCCAUGAACAUUAAAAACAAAAAAACAAAACCAAGAAGUUUAGACCUUUGAGCCAACAACUUAAGGAUCAUGAAUGUCUCACUAUGCCUGGCUGCAUCUGAAGAAUAAAGACUUAUUAAGCGUUAUGAAAAGAUCAUUGCAAUGGCAGCACUAGUCCUGUGGAACAACUACUACUAUUGCCUUAGAAUUCUUGCACAUGAUCAAACAGAUCUUCCUGUAGAUACAUCUUUAAUUUGAUAAAUAAUUUGACAAAUUGAACAUUUUAAUGUAUGCUAAGAAAGAGAACUUCAAGCAAAACCCAUCUGCAGAGUUAGAGCAUCUGCUGUAAAUACAUUGACCUGCUUUGAUGUAGAAAUAUGCUACUUUUAGAAUGAACUAUUUUAUGUGCUUUAAGCCAGACAUGGUUUUAGUCAUGAUGUAUAUGCAUUAUGUAAGUAUGUUUGAAUGAGUGCUCUAGAAGGGUGGAAGUGCUGUAUGGAUGAAAUGUUGAAUUGUUUCUUUAUGUGCCAAGUUCUAUCAGAACCGUGUUCGACUGUAGCAACUUUCCUUUAACAGUCUCAUAUGCAGACAAUGAGGACUUCUAGUCAGCAAGAACCAAGUUAAAAUGAAAUUUUAUUUUGAUAUCCUUUGAUGUAGGUUGCUACUCAAAAUAGCUUAGUAUCUGUUACCUUACUAUGAACAUUCACUGGCACUAAUAAAUCUGGGGGGUUUUUCUUGUUUGUUUUUUGUUUUUAUUUUUUGGGUUUGUUUUUUUUAACUGAAAUAAAACCAAAUAGAUGUG